AUGAGUGCUACAAGUACAGACGAAAUUCCACGAUUCUAUCCCAUUGGCACUCCAGGUAAACCCUGGGAGGAAGCCGAUUGUAAGGCAUGGAAGGAGCAAGCCAAAGUGCAAAGAUCGUAUCAGAAAGAAGUCGUCGACAAACUACAACUUGUCAAAGACGAAGCGAAAUAUAAGGAUCAAGAUUGGUUUGAGAUUAAGCACUAUGGUGCAUUGUCACACGAUCCUUCAAGAUAUCCACUAGUUGCAAUUCAAUCCAAAGAAUUUGACAUCGAUAAGCCCUUCGUCUUGGUGACAGGCGGUGUUCAUGGGUACGAAACAUCAGGUGUCCAAGGAGCCAUUGCCUUCUGUCAGUCAGAAAUAGCAGCCAAUAAGUAUGCCAAAAGCCUGAACAUUGUCGUGUGUCCCUGCGUCAGCCCUUGGGCCUAUGAACAUAUUCAACGAUGGCAAGCGGAUUUAUCCGAUCCGAAUCGAUCGUUUCAACCAGAUGAUGAAUCGGAACAAACGGAAGAAUCCAAGGCUCUUAUGACACAUAUUCAGCAUAUUCAGCAAGAAGUAAUGACACAGAAAGGGGAGAAGAAAGAAUCUCCCUUUUGGAAGUGUCAUUUGGACUUGCACGAAACCACAGACACAGAUGUCACAGAGUUUCGACCAGCCAAACGAGCCAAAGCUGGGUUGCCGCCACAAGAAGGAGGAAUUCCAGAUGGAUUCUAUCUCGUGGCGGAUAGUACCAAUCCCCAAUUGGAAUUUCAAAAAGCUGUUAUUGACAAGGUGAAGCAAGUCACCCAUAUUGCACCGGCAGAUGAUGCGGGCACGAUACUGGACGAGCCAGUCGUAGAAGAAGGCAUCAUUCGAGUGCCGGCUCGAGAAUUGGGAUUGUGUGGAGGAGUAACUUUGGGCGAAUACACCACAACAACAGAAGUCUAUCCUGACUCUCCCAAGGCUACUGCUGAGACUUGUAAUCAAGCGCAAGUCGCAGCAAUCAUUGGAGGGUUGGAUUACAUCUUGUCGCAAAGCUAG
This is a messenger RNA of Cylindrotheca closterium, 1017 nucleotides long. Lineage: Eukaryota; Bacillariophyta; Bacillariophyceae; Bacillariales; Bacillariaceae. The record is from the annotation of a GenBank genome assembly.